UCAUAUCCAGAUGACUCUUCGACGGAGUGUUACGGCUAUGACAGUUCAUGCAAAGUAUAAUGAAAAAACAAUAGAAAAUGACAUAGCAAUAUUAUGGCUCGAUCGUAGAUUAUUGUUUGGGGAUAACGUGAAACGCGUUAUAAUUACAAAAACAUUUCCAUUCACAACCGAAGCCUGUAUCGCUGGCUGGGGACUUAUUAACGAAAGAACCAAAGUAUUGGCGGACCAGCUCAAGUGGGGGACACAGAAAUUACUACCUAAAAUCGCGUGUUCAAUGAUUGGAAAAUUAUACGACGGAAUGUACUGCGCGGGAAGCUUCAACAAAAAAACAUCUCGACCAUCCUAUGGUGAUUCUGGGAGUGCUUUGGUCAAUUGUAAUGGAAAAACUCAUCAAAUAGGGAUAAUAUCAUGGAAUAUCAAUAAAUAUCCAAGCAUUGCAAUAUAUACAAAUGUUAGCUAUUACUAUGAUUGGAUCUUUAGAAAUUUUAAAUUAUUGUACUGCACGUACAGUAAAGACACCAAAAUAUGAAAAUAAAAACAUAAAAACUGAAAGUUACUGUUGAAAAUAAUGCUACUUAAUUGUGAAACAAUUAUGUAACAAAAUAAAUACUAAACUUUAUAAAUUUGUUUUAUUUUAUUCAAAUUAAAUAAUUCAUAACAACUAGCAAAUAUCAAUUACUACUACUAGUAGCAGUACUAGGUGCACACUCCUGUUCGACAGCAUGUGAAGGAGGAUGCUCUAACACAGUGUCUAUUAUACCAAAGGUCUUUGCUUCGAUUGGGGACAUAAAACAAUCACGCUCCAUUGACGACUGCACUUUCUCUAACGCUAAGCCUGUGUGUCUCACAUAUAAAUUAUUUAUUUGUGCUUUCAGUUUUAAAAUCUCUUCCGCCUGUAUCUGUAUAUCAGUAGCUUGACCUCGUACUCCUCCAGAUGGCUGAUGUAUCAUGAUCCGAGAGUUAGGUAGCGCGUGUCGCAUUCCGGGGGCUCCAGCGGCCAGCAACAAAGAUGCCAUGCUGCAUGCCUGACCGACGCACCACGUCGCUAUUGGGGGAGUGAUGUACUGCAUUGUAUCGUAGAUACCGAGACCAGCGGUUACAGCUCCACCAGGAGAAUUAAUGUACAAAUGGACAGGCUUUUUACUCGACUCCGACUGCAGGAAUAGUAAUUGUGCUACGAUCAAGGAACUUAUAUCAUCGUUAAUCGGCCCCAUUAAACAUAUGAUUCUCUCGCGAAGUAAUCUCGAGUAAAUGUCGUAUGCACGCUCACCUCUACCAGUUUGUUCGACUACAAUCGGUAUCAUACCCAGUAACUUUGGCAGACUGGUAUUAAUUUGCCUUGUUACAUUGUAGACAUUAGUUAUUCCAACGCACAAUCUUCGGCCUACUCGACCUAUGGAACUCAACGCCAUUGUAAAUAUCAAAGUUUUAUUGUCUUACUUUUAAAAUAUUCUGUGAGAUAUAUAUCCAGUUGGCGGGGAGUGCUUUAGUUUAAUAGGCACUUAAUAAAUUUAAUUUUGAUCUACAUUUACAUAUUUUUAAAAACUUUGUUCCUAUUUUUUAUUUUGACAUUUGUC
This is a messenger RNA of Bombyx mori (domestic silkworm), 1577 nucleotides long. Its product is annotated as transmembrane protease serine 11D. Lineage: Eukaryota; Metazoa; Arthropoda; Insecta; Lepidoptera; Bombycidae. The coding region runs from base 11 to 529 and encodes 172 amino acids. The transcript is spliced from 3 exons. Gene Ontology annotation, molecular function: serine-type endopeptidase activity. The record is from RefSeq and is a predicted model, not a curated record. Gene Ontology annotation, biological process: proteolysis.